AUGAGCGCGAGAAGCACGGUGAAGCGCAAAGUGUUUACGUACCCAAUGCGGGAAGCGAAUAGCGCUGCGCUUGGCCUGGGAAUUGAUGUAUUAGGCGCUGAUGAUACGCAGGCUGAGAGGCUCUCAGAGCCAGCGCCGAAGCUACCGUCCUCCGCGACUCGCGACAGAGUCAUUAUAGAUGAUGUACUGGAGCAGUACAGCCCGCCCAAGGACGGCGAUAAGGUAGACUGGAGCUACGAUCACACAGAUGGGAUUGACGCGUCGCGCACCUACGAUAUAUCGCGCGAUUCGCAAGUGUUACCGGCGAUUGUGAAUGCCUACGCGCGUCUUCCAACCGCCUCCAGCAAGAAUGUCAAGUUUGACGAUCACCUUACAGUGCAGGAAGCACCUGCACGCUACGAUACAUCGGUCUCGAACGAGGUCGUCGACAUGGAACUGGAUGAAAUCGAACAAGUGACGCCUACCAUGGCCGCCUCUGUGAGUCCUGCGAUUGCUGCGCCACCCGUGACGGCAAUGUUUGGCCAGGAUACGUCGCUCCCUUGGGAGACGAACAUUCGUGAAAGUGCAGAAGCGUUUCCUCUACAUGCUCCGAUGGAUUCCAGUAACGUUGCCUCGGCAGACCGCGUCGAGAAUUUGGUCGACCAGCUACUCGACGAUCAAGUUCUCUCCAUGUCGCCCGCCUCUCCCGCUAUGAAAGAAAGUGUCUCGAUCAAGAAACUAUACAGUCCACCGACAGAUGCAGGCCCCACACUCAAUGCAAAUCUUCCGAGUCUUCCGAGCUGGAGUCCCAUCACGUUUGACACCACGCAAGAGCCAAAACGCGCCGUGGAGCUGCCCGCGAAAACCGUCCGUCCCCAUAUUUCACGCGGCACUGUUCGUGCGCGUGUAGAGGAGCGAAAGCAAGGUAUUCUUUCCGAGACUUCACCCGCAUUGCAAGCGCAAGAGGCAUUGCAAGCACAAGCCGCGGCACAAGAAGCCGUGGAGGCCAAGCACGCCAAGGACCGCUUGAAGCGUCGCGCAAAUCGCGCGAAGGAAUCUCAUGUUGAUGUUGACAAGGAUCUUCCCCUGCCACCCCCGACCGCUGCACCUCGCUCUAAACGCGCGCAACUGUCCAGGCUUGCGCCCAUUGCCACAGCAAAUGGCUCGGAGACGGUGCGUGAACUUGCAAGUCCUCUUACGCAAAUCCAAACAAAUCUGCAACGCACCGCAAACCAGUCACAAGCUGCGCCGCCCGCCGCAUAUACGAUUUCCACGCCCGAGAUGAAACGCCAGCAAACGUGGUUUGCUGAGGAAGCGAGUGGCCGAGCUGAUGUGCCACAGCGCGAAGUGAUGAGCGACCGAUCUAAUUCGCCGGAAUACUACUCUCCCCUCGAGACAGAGGCUGAGUUCCAGGCGCGAUGCAACUCGGUGCGCGAGCCAACUGCGUUCGGAAACAUGAUGCAGCGCGAGCUCACCAAGAUUAUUGAUAGCAACGACCAACGGUACAAGGUGCACAAUGUCGGCGUCUUCAAGAGCACCGCCGAUCCCGACUCCACGCCGACAUUCCAGCUGAGCACCGAGCCGCCAGUAUGGACUCGUGUGACAAAGCCAAGCGACGUGGAUACUUUUGCAGCGCAAAAAGCCAGCGGCGAGGAUAUGACCACCGGCUGUGUCUUUUUCAUGAUCGACUCUUUUAUCCCGCAAAAUUUGCCGAUCCCAAAAGAGACGGUCAACUUUUACAGUGUUUUGGACAAUGGGAUUCACAUGGUCAAGACAGGCUCCGCACCACUGCGUCCGCAGCGCGACGGAUUGUGCCCUAUUCUGCAGGAAUUCGAGCUCGUCGAGCACGCGCGCUUGGAAUUGAGCGUGACGCUGAUGCUGCAGGAGAGUGCACAUGUAGAAGCCGGCGCACUCGACGAUACACAGCGCGCUGGGAUUGGAAAGCUAUUUAAUCCCUUUACGCCACGCCACGACGGCCUGCUUUCGAGGGUACGCAAUAUGCCUCUUUUGCACUUUGCGAAUAAGCACGGCACGCUGGGCAAGGCGUCGGUGCCAUUUGAUGCUGUGCGUGCGAAAUGUUAUGCACGCGCGCUUGUGCUGGACGUCCCUGUGCGGCCUGUCGGCGAUGGCAAGCCCGAGAAAAGCACAGAUCGCUCGCGCGGCUUCGCGGCUAAUUUGACAAAGCCGCGCGGGACGCUGCGCCUGCGUCUCUUUUACCUUCCCCCGCUGCCGAUUUCACUCGAACCCGAGUUGCCAAAGAGCCUGGAAGAGUGUGUGCAGGGUAUGGACAAUAUAGCGUGGCACCGUACAGGUACCUCGUACAAAGGCACACUUACCCAGCUUGGCGGAGACUGCAAAUCCUGGCGGCGGCGCCCUGUGCGCAUAGUAGGCCUCGACAUGAUGUGCUACAGUGAAGUCACCAAUCGGCCCACAACACGGAUCGAUCUUAUGCAAGCGCUUCAAGUUCAGAGCGGCGCGAGUCGGUCGGGCGAUGAGGACGACGCACUCUCCCAAUUUCCCCACGCAUUUUGCAUUUCCUUCCGCGACGGGGAAAAUAUUUAUUUCUAUGCGGAUACGGAUGCGGGACUGCGCGAGUGGAUGCGCGUCCUGAAAAAUAUCGUGUCGCACAAGCUGCCGGCGCCGCCGACAUGGGCGCAAGUCGCUGCUGCAGACGCCGCUGAAUUCUACGGCGUGCCGCAGCGCGAGCCUCGGCAAAAGAGCGAGGGCGUUACGUCGACAGUGCGCACUGCUGUCCAUACACAGCCGCAACGCGCGCCGGGGCCACAGCCGCAACGCGCGCCGAGAGCAUCGCAAAGCACGAGGCCACAAGGCGUUCAGCACAGCGCUGAGGAUGCCAAGCAUAGCGCUGAAGACGCCGAGCAAGGCACGGAAAUCCCUCAACGCACUUCGCACAACGUCGCGCCCCCUCGUCCGCCCCCCGCCAAACCCGAGACGUUCCGGAGCAAGGCACGCAAGUUUUUCUCGCGCGACACGGAGAAGGCCCGCACUUUGCCGGGCCUGCGCGCUUUUGUGUAG
Malassezia vespertilionis is the source of this 3015-nucleotide messenger RNA. RefSeq names its product Bud site selection protein bud4 (gene BUD4). Gene Ontology annotation, molecular function: GTP binding. The record is from RefSeq and is a predicted model, not a curated record. NCBI's taxonomy places the organism in Eukaryota, Fungi, Basidiomycota, Malasseziomycetes, Malasseziales, Malasseziaceae. Bases 1 to 3015 code for a protein of 1004 amino acids. The transcript has a single exon.